Messenger RNA from Microsporum canis CBS 113480, 2406 nucleotides. RefSeq names its product onanonoxo-7-onima-8-eninoihtemlysoneda. NCBI's taxonomy places the organism in Eukaryota, Fungi, Ascomycota, Eurotiomycetes, Onygenales, Arthrodermataceae. The record is from RefSeq and is a predicted model, not a curated record. Gene Ontology annotation, cellular component: mitochondrion. The coding region runs from base 1 to 2406 and encodes 801 amino acids. Gene Ontology annotation, molecular function: pyridoxal phosphate binding; dethiobiotin synthase activity; magnesium ion binding. The transcript has 6 exons. Gene Ontology annotation, biological process: biotin biosynthetic process.
AUGGUGGCCGCAGGGCUCUGGCGGUCGUCUCGAGCAUACCAGGUGUACGCCGCAAAUACAGAUAUCGGGAAGACGGUGGUGUCUGCAGUGCUCUUCAACGCGAUUCCUUCGUACCGGCCAUGGGCCAGCAGUAAGCUUCGGUUCCUGAAGCCAGUCAGCGCUGGGCCGGCGGCAGAGGCUGAUGACAGACAUAUAUCACGAUUCACCAAAGGAGUGACAACGGCGUGUCUGUAUGGCUACGACCGUCCGCUGAGUCCGCAUCUUGCGGCCAAAGAUCAUAAGAUACCACACAACGAAGAACUUCUGGAGAGCAUAAAGUCUACUCUCAACUACUGGGACCAAGAUGGACCCAGUUUUGCGCUGGUAGAGUCAGCCGGCGGCGUCUUGAGUCCCGGACCAAGUGGACUGGUGCAGGCAGAUCUCUACCGUCCGCUACGGCUGCCGGUGAUCCUGAUUGCAGACCACAGGCUUGGGGGCAUUUCAGCGUCAAUAUCAGCCUACGAGUCGCUGUGUCUUCGCGGGUACGAUGUCGAAGGCAUCGUCCUGUUCCAGGACCAGUACUACCAAAACCAUGACUACCUGAAGGACUUCUUUGGCCGGAAGAAGAUCAAGGUAUUCUCUUUGCCUCCUCCGCCUCCGCGAAGGGCCAAACUCGACAGUGAGACAGCUCUGCGUAAGGAUGAAGAGGCAAUGGCGUCUUUCUACGAGAAGGCUGCCAGACACGACGAGGUGUUUGGCCUGAUGGACGAGCUCUCCAGCAAGCAUGCUGAGCGCCUAUCUCGACUGGAGUCGAUGUCUGCAACGGCCAAGGAAGUCAUCUGGUAUCCCUUCACACAGCACCACGGAAUGACACCGAAAGACAUCAGUGUCAUCGACUCAGCGUACGGUGAUUGCUUCCAGACACUCACCUCCGCUGAGAGCUCACCAGCGGAACACGUACUACGGCCGACGUUCGACGGCUCAGCGUCGUGGUGGACUCAGGGCCUGGGGCAUGGAAACCCAGAGCUAGCUCUCACCUCAGCCUAUGCAGCUGGCAGAUAUGGACAUGUCAUGUUUGCAGGGACUAUCCACGAACCAGCUCUCGCCCUGUCAGAACAAGUGCUGAAAACCUCAGGCAACCCACGUCUACAGAAGGUGUUUUUCACCGACAACGGUAGCACCGGGAUGGAGGUUGCACUGAAGAUGGGGCUACGAGUGUCUUGUUCGAGAUACGGAUGGGAUGCAAGCAAAGAAAAUAUAGGUAUCGUCGGGCUCAAGGGCAGCUACCAUGGUGAUACUAUCGGGGUGAUGGACUGCUCAGAGCCUUCUACAUAUAACAAGAAGAUGACAGAUGGCAUCUGGAAAGCUGCUGUUCCACAGACACUGAAGAAAGAGCUAGGAGAGGGCGUAUCUUUCUCGAGCAUCGCUUCUGUCUUUGACUUGGACGCACGCAAGGGAUCCAACAUGGCCUUACGGUAUAAAAAAUACAUCAAGAAGACACUCGAGGAUGUCGUCCAAAGUGGCCAAAAACUAGGCGCACUCAUCAUAGAACCUAUCAUUCUAGGUGCGGGAGGGAUGUUAUUCUGUGACCCCUUAUUCCAGCAAGCUCUCGUUCAAGUAGUGCGAGAAAACCCACAGAUAUUUAGCCAGACUUAUUCGCAACCCUCUACACGGCCUGACUCUGCAGAGUCAUGGUCUGGUCUACCUGUGAUCUUCGAUGAAGUAUUCACAGGCAUGUACCGUCUCGGCCGCCGUACCGCUGCAUCGUUUCUAAACGUUGACCCAGACGUUUCGGUGCACGCAAAGUUACUGACUGGUGGCCUCAUGCCGCUCUGCAUAACACUAGCCAGCAAUGAAAUCUUCGAGGCUUUCGACAGCCCUCACAAGUCAGAUGCACUACUACACGGCCACAGCUACACAGCCCACCCUGUGGGAUGUUCUGUUGCAGUGGCAUCGCUCCAGAAGAUGGAGAGCAUGGAGGAUUCUGGAUAUUGGAAUGAGUAUGUGCAGGAUUGGAAUCGGAUAGCUAUAGCAACCGGCACCCAUAACAAGAAGAGUUCGCCCAUUCCUGAAGUAUGGAGUUGCUGGCCGCAGGCUCUUAUAUCGGAUCUCUCGUAUGCAGAAGGCGUUGAGAGUGUGUUUGCGAUUGGCUCAGUGUUGAGUAUCACGCUGCGAGACCACAACGGUGGAGGAUAUACAUCCAAUGCAGCAAGUGGGUUGCAAAAGAAAUUGACUGCUGGUGAUGGACCGUUUAACAUCCAUUCCCGAGUUCUUGGAAAUGUGCUUUACCUUAUGGCCAGCGUUACUUCGACGCGGCAGGUGCUGGACAAGGUAGAGAGAUUGCUACGAAAGACUCUGGUAGAGGAAAGCAGAGAGUAUGGAGUACAGGAAGAGGUUGCAGUUCAGUAUGCGACGCAAAGGUGUUAA